Molecule: messenger RNA, 1692 nt
Organism: Penicillium hordei
Lineage: Eukaryota; Fungi; Ascomycota; Eurotiomycetes; Eurotiales; Aspergillaceae
Exons: 3
Coding region: 1-1692 (563 amino acids)
Source: RefSeq, a predicted model, not a curated record
AUGGCAAUUUUCUGGCAUUGCUGUGAAUGCCAGUUUGGGCCACACUCUUCGUCCGUAUAUGAUGCAUGCAUACAGUGUGGGAAAAUACGCUGCGCCCGAUGCGUAGAGGAGAAAGUUAGUGAGACCCCGCAAACAUCGUUGAGGCGAGAAACCACAGGACAACCCCCAAAUUACUCCACUGGUAGGAGGAAGAGAUUGCAGCGACAGACCACUGAGGAAAAAGCACCCAUUAGCACUGUAUCAUCCAGUAGGGAUACUGGUGUGCCGAAGCGACUACUCCGGUGGCUUGAACCAACACCUCAGUCACUACGUCGGCGAGGAUCCUCUACUAGUCCAGAAACACUGCCUAAUAACCCUAAGGACGACAUCCAAAGUGUACCUUUUUCUGCACCUCAGACUUCCACGAGUUACAUAAUCUACUCCUCAUCACUGGGAUCUAUUUUGGUAGAUUGGGUCUACGAGCAGCUUUCUAGCGGUGUUUAUUCUUCCAACGAGGUUCGGGCGCUCGAGGAUGUUCUUAUCGAACUAAAGAAUACUCAACCGGGACUUAUAUCCGUGAAAACCGAGGAUGAAUUGUCGUUCUGGAACAAUUUGAAGGGCAAAGUGGAAAGAAUCAUUGGGUUACUUGACUGGUCACCCUUUCAGCCAUAUAUGGUGCCCCUCACCCAAGACCAAGUUAGGUUGUUCUGGGAAUGUCCAUGCGGUGAUACACGUUGGGCCGCGGUGCCUCGAUCCUUUGGACUCAAGAUCAAGGACGCUUACAGGACCAAUGCUGCACAAGCAACUCAGAAGAACAUGUCAGGAAGUGGCAGUUCACUCCCUGAGAUAGGUACCUCAAGUCAACUCUCUGGCGUGAGGGCCAGAACACAAACUGGAGAACCAGUUUUCGAAUCAGGUCUUCCUCGGUCGACAGUUGAGUGCCAAAGCUCAGAAAGUCCUCAAAAUGCCGGCUCCCAGCUACAUGCUUUCCUCGUUCUCCUAAAUUCAUCGAUUUUCGGCAGUGUGCACUGUCUUGCGCAAUCAUCCGUUCGUAAUAUGAGUGACCUCGACUUUUUUGCUUGGAUUCGGAAUUCAUAUUAUUCUAACCGAGGAUUUCUUGCCAUCUGGUUUGGCCUUUACAGAUAUUCGCAUUGUGAAUUCUUUCAGUUUCGAAGAUUCGACGGGUAUGAGUACGCUCCCUUACUACCCGAUUAUCCCGACGAGGAUCAACCAUCUUAUCACUUCGCGCCAAAGCCCAUGCGCCCUCGUCCACCAAUGGCAUCUCAUGAGUUCGACCAUUGGUUCUAUAAAGAAUCUUGGUCUCGCGCUGCCCGACGACUACUUUCUACAGAGCGGUACCGGAGGAAAAACAAGCGAAUGCGUUUCUUCCUCGAAAGUAGAUGUGUGGUCGAAGAGAAAAUCCCCAAGAGAGAGACUGCGCUUGAAGAAGGGAUCCCUGCGAGCGAGGAUUUCUGGGGUCUGUACGUCGUUGAAAAACGUUCGAUAUUCAGACUGGCGAUCUAUAGUCUCGCUUUCAUGUCUCCUUCGGUCUACUUCUUCUUCGCAUGGUUGUUUCAAUGGGGUCAUGUAGGGGAUUUGCAGAACGCAUCAAUUCCAAUUGCGCUUUCACUAGCACCCCUUGCGACAUUUUGGGGAUUUGUCUUAUCUACUCUUCCAACUAGGUUCGACGGCCCUCAAAAAUUUAGAAGUUAA